Molecule: messenger RNA, 876 nt
Organism: Leptosia nina
Lineage: Eukaryota; Metazoa; Arthropoda; Insecta; Lepidoptera; Pieridae
Source: the annotation of a GenBank genome assembly
AUGGACGUCGUGACGCCACACAUCAGCUCGGUGCUGAGGACGUACCAGGCGAGCGCACCGCGAAGCCUGCAGGGUCCCGGCGUCGGGAGAACGGGCCUUCCGCCUGCCCCGCCGCCGCCUCUGCCGCGGGCUGCGCCACCUAUCCUUCUCACCGCCGACCCGGUACUCGGCGAACGCGGCGAGACCGCUCUAGAAGGCGAACCGAUCUCGUGCUUCAGCGUCGGCGGGGAGCGGAGGCUCUGUCUGCCUCAGAUCCUCACCUCGGUGUUGACAGACUUCAGUUUGGAGCAGAUAAAUCGCGUGUGUGAUGACUUACAAAUCUACUGUUCACGGUGCACUCCUGAGCAGCUGCAUGAAUUGAAGUCGACGGGCGUGCUGCCGCGGAGCGCGCCGUCGUGCGGCCUGAUUACGCAGACGGACGCAGAGCGGCUCUGCGCGGCUUUGCUGCACGCGCCCGCUGCAGCGGCGAAAAAGCUACCGGGCUUCAGGGUGUACCAUGAGUGUUUUGGGGGUGCGCGUGGGGUGUGCGCGCCUGAACUGGGACUAGUGCAGUGCGUGGAAUGCCGUGGGGUGUAUGUCCCACGUCGGUUCGUGUGCCACACGCACGCCACAGAACACCGCACGUGCCAUUGGGGUUUCGAUUCCGCGAGGUGGCGUCGGUUCCUCCUGGUGUCUGAUGAGGAACUGGAUAAGGAGAAGUGCGAGGCGCUUUUGGACGACGUGGCGACUAGAGAGCCUAGGGAGGUUCAUGUACCCACGCACACGCUGGUGAAACAGUUGCCAAUUAAGAGAAAACAGGUAUACUUGCAUGGGUUAAAAUUAGAGCGUGAACUGGACAUCCUUGUUGCCAGGCGGGCAAAACCGAUAUUGUACUAA